Molecule: messenger RNA, 537 nt
Organism: Botrytis deweyae
Lineage: Eukaryota; Fungi; Ascomycota; Leotiomycetes; Helotiales; Sclerotiniaceae
Exons: 5
Coding region: 1-537 (178 amino acids)
Cellular component (GO): cytosol
Molecular function (GO): protein binding; L-methionine (R)-S-oxide reductase activity
Source: RefSeq, a predicted model, not a curated record
AUGGUACACGCCGACUCAUCGACUUUCAAAGCCGAUAUCAGCAAAGCGGAAGCUUAUGCACAGGUCUUAGACGAGGCGAGGGGAUUAAUUGAUGGACAGAGGAAUUGGGUGUGUAAUUUAUCAAACACGGCGUCAUUAUUAUGGCAUGCAUAUAAAUCACUUCCCUCCCCCUCUUCAGAGGUAAACUGGGCCGGAUUCUACACACUGGACCCCACAUCCACUCCCUCCAAGCCCUCCCUAAUUCUCGGUCCCUUCCAAGGAAAAGUCGCUUGUCAAACCAUCGCCUUUUCCCGUGGUGUAUGUGGUACCGCCGCUUCGACUCAGACGACGCAGCUCGUUCCCGAUGUGGAGAAGUUUCCGGGUCAUAUUGCAUGUGAUGCUGCUAGUCAGAGUGAGAUUGUGGUGCCGAUUGUGGUGGAUGGAGUGGUGAAGGCGAUUAUUGAUGUGGAUUGUGGGGUGAAGGAGGGGUUUGAUGAGGUGGAUCGGAAGUGGUUGGAGGAGUUGGCGGGGGUUUUGGCGGAGGGUUGUGAUUGGUAG